AUGUCUGAGGCUACACCUGAAUCCAGUCGAACCAACACGAUGGACUCGAAGACGUCCCCACCUUCUCCAGACAAGCUGUACAGUAGUCAAGUGAGCCUGGUGGGCAUGCGAUCGGAGUAUGAAUCUGCCUCGGAAGCAGAAUCCACUGCCGAAGAUGAUGCUGCAGAUGCUCCCGGAUCUCACACACCAUCCCAGGCGACGAGUUCUGCAAAUCCACGGGUGACACCAGCAGCGAGCGCAGCAAAUCUGUCCGGUCUGGUCUGCAAUGUGCAUCGCACUACUGGCAAAGAGCCGCAUCCGCUGGUCGGAGCAACGACGACUGUUCUUGGAGACAAACUCUAUGUCUUUGGUGGUCGACGACUAUCGAGGACGAAACCUCAGCUCACCGCAAAUCUGUACGAACUUGACCUCAUCAGGCGUCACUGGACCAAGCUUGAGACGAAAGGUGACGUUCCACCACCGCGAUACUUCCACAGCGUAUGCGCGCUCGGUGACACCAAGCUGGUAUGCUAUGGCGGUAUGUCGCCUGCCCCGGCACCUGAAUUGAGCACAGAAGCACAACCAGAAGUGAUCGUUAUGUCGGAUGUCCACAUAUACGAUGUGCCUUCUCGAACAUGGACACGAGUGAAUACGCCUGAUGCGCCUCAAGGCCGUUAUGCGCAUUGCGCAGCGAUCCUGCCCUCUGCUGCUGUGUUUGCCUCUCGCGAUGCGCCGACUUCUGCUCUCCACCACAAUCCCGAAGGUGACAACCCGAACCAAGGGACGCUUGGUGUGAACAUCGAUGGCACUGGAGGUGCGGAGAUGGUUGUGGUCGGCGGCCAAGAUAGCGCCAACCACUAUAUCGAGCAAGUGAGCAUUUUCAAUUUGCGAAGCCUGAAGUGGACAGGCACUACAGGAAUGGGACGAAGCUGCGGAGCAUACCGAAGCGUGGUUACUCCACUGAAAACUAUGUCUGCCACGCAAAUUGGUGCUGGACCUCACGCGAGGAGUGAUAUCGAGGAGGAAGACGAUGAUGCCACCCCCACCACAAUCGGGUCUGGAUCGCCAAUGCUAAUCUACUCCAACUACAACUUCUUGGACGUCAAAUUGGAGCUUCAAGUGCGCCUGACCGAUGGGACUCUAACAGAAAAGCCAAUGCAGACCGCCGUCUCGCCGCCAGGUCUACGCUUUCCAAAUGGAGGCGUGAUAGAUAACCAUUUCGUGGUUUCCGGGACUUUCCUGACUUCGUCGAAGCAGGAAUAUGCUUUGUGGGCGCUCGAUCUGCGAACAUUGACAUGGAGUCGGAUCGACGCUGGUGGGAGUAUUUUCAGUCAAGGCAGCUGGAACAGAGGUGUUCUUUGGAGCCGCCGAAAUGCUUUUGUGAUCCUCGGCAACCGCAAGCGAAGUUUAGUGGACGACUACAACAACCGUCGCAUCAACUUUUCGAACAUUUGCGUGGUCGAGCUGGAAGCGUUCGGCCUCUAUGAGAAUCCAAGGACGGCUGAACCAAACUCUGCCUACGUCUCUGCCAGCGCAAUACCACCGCCGUUGGUUCCGCAUCAAUCGAAGGAGGAUGCUGCUUUUGGCAGACUGCUCAGUUCGGCGGCAGAAGACAUUGGCGCUCUUGCACUGAAUGUCAAAGAGCUUGCAGAUAUGGACUUCCUCGCCAUCGACGGCACUCGUGUACCUGUAAACUCACACCUCAUAGCACGCCGUUGGGGUCCGCACUUCGUCACUCUCUUACGCGAGUCAUUAAUGUCUGCGUCUGGAGACUCCGACGCUGCGACUCUUCGGCCACAGGCGUCAGGUCAUCCCUCACGGAACUCAAGCACUACCAUCACGGGCUCAGCAUCUGUCACAUCUGGUGGCACCACCCUCACGAACAACAGCAACGCUAUUGAGACCGCUGUGCCAGACACGCGGACAGCACCCCCGUCGAAGCGACCAAGACUAUUGUACUUGCCGCACACUGCGCCUACUUUGCAUGCGUUGCUCCAUUACUUAUACAGUUCAACAUUACCUGCACCACCACAUCCAUUAGCGACGCCUCAGAUCUUCUGCUCCCUGCUACAAUUGGCCCGUCCCUACAAGAUCGAUGGCCUGCUCGAAGCCACCAUUGAGCGUCUGCACCAAUGUCUCGAUGGCCGAAAUGCUGCUGCAAUAUUCAACGCUGCAGCCAUGGGCGCAGGAGGUGGUGACAGCGUACACUUUACUCCCACGGCUCGCAGCAUUCCAUCCGACCACAUUCCAAUCCGCACACAUAGCCUUGCCGGCUUGGAAGGCCUUCUGGCCAACGGCUCUCGCUCGGCAUCAGCUCUCCGGAUCGAUACCGAGAUGGCCAAUGCUCACGAAGACAACGAGGAGGAGCCAAUGAGUGCUGCUACAGACGCCAGCAUGAGCGAGAGUGAAAUGAGUCUCAGCUCUCGCUUGAGCAGGAAAGAGUAUCAGGAAGUGUGGAACGGGGCCUUGAGUUCGGUCGUCGGACUGCAAAAACGAGGCUUGAGAGGUUUGAUGGAAGGUAGGAGGAUGCGCGAGAGAGGAGGAGGACGUGAUGGACUUGAGGCUGGCAGGGUCGGUCUGGGUAUCGCUUAA
Pseudocercospora fijiensis CIRAD86 is the source of this 2571-nucleotide messenger RNA. RefSeq lists its product as uncharacterized. The coding region runs from base 1 to 2571 and encodes 856 amino acids. Gene Ontology annotation, cellular component: cytosol; mitochondrion. Gene Ontology annotation, molecular function: protein binding. The transcript has 3 exons. NCBI's taxonomy places the organism in Eukaryota, Fungi, Ascomycota, Dothideomycetes, Mycosphaerellales, Mycosphaerellaceae. The record is from RefSeq and is a predicted model, not a curated record. Gene Ontology annotation, biological process: cell redox homeostasis.